AUGGGGCAGGAUCUUACUGUGAACACUGGAGAUGCAGCGACCGAGACGAAUCCCGUUGCGCGUUUCGGUAGUUACCUGCACGGUGGUACAUCAGGCCUUUUGACAACAUUUGCUAUAUUCCCGCUACAUAAGGCAGUGUUCCGCCAACAGCUACACAGCACACUUGUUCGGGAGGCUGUGAAGCAACUUUAUGGGGAGGGGUUGAGGAAGCUCUACCGCGGAGUGGCUCCGCGACUAUUAGAACGGACACUCCAACGCACAUUGUUUUUCGGUGUUCAGGACACCCUGCAGCGUCGUUCCUCCCACCUGGUCGCGGGGCGCCUCCCUAGGCCACUACUCCAUGCAGCAGCAGGUGUUGGGACCGGCGUGGUGGAGGCUCUGGUGUUCACACCCUUUGAACGCGUGCAGAAUGUGCUCCAGAACGGCAGAAACGACCACCGCCUUCCAACUCAUUGGAGCGUCCUGGUUCGUUUGAGCGCUGAGCCUCGUGCCCGCGGGUUCUACCGAGCCCUGCUGCCCAUCAUUGCCCGCAACGCGCUAGGUAGCGGCAUCUACUUUGGUUUGAAAAACCCAGUCAGAGACGCCCUGGACCAGCAAGGUCUCUCCCCCACAGCCUCCUCGUUCACCUCGGGCGCAGUCAACUCCUUGGUGAUCAGCCUGCCACUGUACCCGCUCUCAGUGUUGGUGGCCAACAUGCAGGCAGGCGUGGGAGAGGAGGAGACCAGGGGCGGGGUGAGGGAAUGUGCCCGCAGGCUUUGGGCGGCUCGUGAGCGGAGUGUGGCACUGCUGUACCGCGGCGGCUCGCUGGUCAUCCUGCGCUCCUGUGUCAGCUGGGGCAUCACCACGGCCAUCUACGACCGGCUGGAGAGAGGCACUUCCACCUGA
Molecule: messenger RNA, 885 nt
Organism: Clupea harengus (Atlantic herring)
Lineage: Eukaryota; Metazoa; Chordata; Actinopteri; Clupeiformes; Clupeidae
Product: solute carrier family 25 member 53-like
Cellular component (GO): mitochondrion
Molecular function (GO): NAD transmembrane transporter activity
Source: RefSeq, a predicted model, not a curated record